Messenger RNA from Anguilla anguilla (European eel), 3008 nucleotides. RefSeq names its product occludin/ELL domain containing 1 (gene marveld2l). The record is from RefSeq and is a predicted model, not a curated record. Lineage: Eukaryota; Metazoa; Chordata; Actinopteri; Anguilliformes; Anguillidae. Gene Ontology annotation, biological process: bicellular tight junction assembly. The coding region runs from base 240 to 1964 and encodes 574 amino acids. The transcript has 6 exons. Gene Ontology annotation, cellular component: cytoplasmic vesicle; apical plasma membrane; bicellular tight junction.
UGUUUCUCUCUCAAUAGAGUAACUGCUCCAGGUCACCUGAAGGGCCUGCUCUUGAGAGCGGCCAUUUUAGCACAGACCACUUUCCUCUCAGAUUACUGUCGUAUUAGGCUCACUGGUCCGGCCUCCAGCAACAAGACAAGAAAUACUAAGGAACACUUUAACUCGCUACAGUGAGCUCAAUGGAUGACUAGGCUGCCAAGACUUCCCACAUCCUUCUCUGAAUGUAAAAGGACCGAAGCAUGACAUCUGUAGAUGCUCCCUAUUCUUCCAGGGGCAGCUCAGAGGAUAGAGGGAAAAAAAGACCUCUCCUUGAUCCGUUUGAAGAUUUGGAUGAAGGUCUUCCCACUCAAAGAUCAACGAAGAUCAACGAAGGAACAAAGUACCCACACACGGCAUUUCCAGCACACAUCUCACCAAGGAUCCCAGACCAAGAGGACACUACUAGCACCAGUGAGGACUCCCCAUUUCCCAGCAGCCCAGUGGUCAACCAAUUAGAGGACCAGGAGGACGAAGAGACCCAGGACAAGAAGAAGAGAAAGUUCCUCCCACAGUCAUGGCGGGGGCUCUUCAAGAAAUGGAGAAAGGGUGAUGUUGCCGCUCAGCAAGUGGCACGAGAGAUAAUCAUCCUGCCCAAUGGAACCCGGGUCAGCCCACCAGUGACUCCCCUGCUAAACCAGAGAUUCUGGGACUCUCAGGGCUCCAUAAGGUCCCAGAAACCCCUGUUCACCGAUAGUCCCCCCAGCUAUUCUCAGGCAGAACAACUGUUUCUGGACCCCCUGGAUGGGUCAGAACUGACGAGCAUCCAUCCGGCCCAGUAUUAUGCAGAAAAGCUGGAGGUCUACCAGCUAAAAUACUCCUACAUGAAGUCUUGGCCAGGUCUGCUGAGACUUCUGGGUGGAAUUCAGCUCCUGUUUGGGGGGAUGGUGUUUGCAUGUGUCUGCGCCUACAUCCAGAAGGACAGUGAAUGGUAUAACUUGUAUGGAUUUCAGGGUCCCAGUUAUGGAUAUGGGACAUCAGGGUACUACUAUAAGGGACCCAUGACCCCGUUUGUGUUAGUAGUGGGCGGUCUGGCUUGGAUAGUGACUAUCAUCCUUCUGGUUCUGGGGUUAACCAUGUACUACCGCACCAUUCUCCUGGAUUCCCACUGGUGGCCCCUCACAGAGGCCAUCAUUAAUUUGGUCGUUUUCCUGCUCUACAUGGCGGGGGGGAUUGUCUACGUUAAUGACCUCAACCGUGGAGGGCUGUGCUACAUGACCGUCGGCUUUAACCCUUUAAUGUCUAGCCUCUGUAGGGUGGAAGGAGGACAGAUCGCUGGCACGGCCUUCAUAUUUUUCAACAUGCUCCUGUAUCUGGGCAGCUUCUUGGUGUGCUUGAAGAUGUGGCGACAUGAGACCGCACGCCUGGCGAGAGCGACACAGGAGAUGGAACUGCCUACAACUAACUACACAGACCAGUCCAAAUCCAAGAGAAUCCAGUUUGAGGAUGAGAGGGAUCAAUCUGAGAGGACAAGUCGGGGGAUCCGUUUUUCGGAAGACCCUGCCACUCUGAACAGAGCUAUUCCUACUGGUUAUGUCCCAAGGCCUCGAGUCAUUGCAGACUACAUCAUGAAGUACCCUGAGAUCCACUCACUGGAGGACAGGGAACAAUAUAAAGCUGUCUUCAAUGACCAGUAUCAGGAGUAUAAAGAGCUGCACAGUGACAUCACUGCCACCAUGAAGAAAUUCAGCGAGCUGGACGCCAUGAUGGGAAAACUACUCAGUGACAUCAUCAGCCACGAGGAGCAACAGAGGAUUUACCAAAUAGUGAAGAAGUACAAGCAGAAAAAGAAUGAUCCUGCAUUUUUGGAGAAAAUGGAACGAUAUGAAUACCUGAAAGCCAAACUGAAGCACAUCAAGAAGAGGAUCCAAGAAUUUGACCAACAGUUUGAAGAGAAAGCUGGAUUAAGGAGGGGACCAACGCUGUAGAAGCAGCUAAAUGAACCUGCAUUAGGAGCACAGAAGGACACAAAUACUUACCACUCUUCCCUUUCAAGGACACACGUCUGUUUUUGUUCAGUGGUCAAGAGAUCUGUGAGGUUUACACUGCAACUGCAUGAAAUGCUUUGACUGAUCUCUGAUCUAUUUUUGUACUCAGUACAUAAAAAUACAGAGGAACAUGUAAAUGUAUCCAUAGACAAAUGGUUAUUAUUAUUAUUAUUAUUGUUAUUAUUAUUAUAAUAAGCAGGGCUAGACAUUAUCCGGCUUGAUUUAUUCAAGAUGUAUAUGAUUAGUGACCCAUCAGUUACCCUGUCAUGUGUCUCUCUUGAUCAGAUAACUCUAAAUCAGUUAGACUUUGUAUAAGUUGGAAUCCGAAACUUAACCAAAAUCAACGUCUUUGGUCAAAAUAUCUGGUUAAUACAUCUGAAUAUAUUGUAUGUUUGGAUAAAUGUUAACACUCAAAAUGCUGGAAAUGUACCGAUAGGACAUGCCAGAAGUCUAUGUUGCUUCUCUAAAACAUCUGAAAUCAUGAACUUACCAAAGUAUCUUCUCUUUUUACAUGUAAUUGCUUCCAAUGGUCUAUGAUAUAGUAAUUGAUAAUCAUUGCACAUGAAAAAACCCAACUGAUUACAUUUUUUUUAAUUUAGCGCAUCCAAUAUAAAAAAUAAGCAUAUGCAUAAACAGGUAGCUAAACUUUACUGUUACUUUUGAGCUUCCGGAAAACAAUGCUUCUGUUGAUCCGCCUAUCUUUGUGCAAGCAAUACAGUUUAUACGUUUUUCAACAGAACUACACAAUCGCAUUUAUUACAGUGUAUACUUGUAUCAUUUCCUGAUUUGUGGGGAAAACGCUAGCCUACUGUAGGUAAAGGUUAAGGACAUAAAUAAUUUGUGCUAUUGACUGUAAUUGUGUUCAAAAUCAAGAUUAAAAUGUUUGGUCAAUUUUGUAAAGUCAAGCCUGUUGAUAUAUUUUAUUUGCCUAAAUAUGCCAUUUCGAUUGAAUAAACGUUUCAUCAGUUUAUCAAAUAGACAACA